Vanderwaltozyma polyspora DSM 70294 is the source of this 2763-nucleotide messenger RNA. RefSeq names its product Vps54p (gene VPS54). The record is from RefSeq and is a predicted model, not a curated record. Bases 1 to 2763 code for a protein of 920 amino acids. Gene Ontology annotation, molecular function: syntaxin binding. Gene Ontology annotation, biological process: Golgi to vacuole transport; retrograde transport, endosome to Golgi. Gene Ontology annotation, cellular component: GARP complex. The transcript has a single exon. NCBI's taxonomy places the organism in Eukaryota, Fungi, Ascomycota, Saccharomycetes, Saccharomycetales, Saccharomycetaceae.
AUGGAACUACCGAAACGUGAUGAUUUAAGAACUCCUCAACGUGAAUCUAUCGGUAUUACAUCACCAAUCUUAAAAUCGAAUGAAAAUACAUUUAAUACUCCAAAGGUAUUGAUUCAUGAUUCUCAUUCUUCUUUUAAUGACGAUGAUACAUCUUUAAAUGAUGAUUUAUUGAGUAUAUCUGCUAGUAAUAGACACAGGGAUUUGUCAAGAAAAAGUGUCGAUUCUAUAUCUGUUAGACGUAGUUUUGAAUCUUCUAUUGGUGGUAGAGGCUCUAGGUCAUUUGGAUUUGGAAAUGGAAGACACAGUGGUUCAGAAGUUUAUUCUCCAUUAGGAAACAACUCAAUUUAUGAGAUUGUUAUGAAUACAAGAAGAAAAAAUUGGUUGAAUUAUCCAACAUCUUAUGACAUACCUCCUGUUGUGUUAACUAAAAAUGAGAUUGAUUCCGAAUGGAAAGCUGAUGUCAAAAAAUACGUCGAUUCUAUAAAAACUGAAUAUUCUUAUUUUGAAAGCACAAAUAAUCUAAAACAUAUGAAUAGAUUAGAGAAAAUUAAACAAUUAGAGGCAUAUAAUUUCUCAAAUACUGAUUUAACAAAUACCAAUAAUAAUGAUAUUGAUAAUAACAAUAUUAUCGAAAAUGAGGAAAAUAUAAGCGAUGAAAACUAUAUUUCCAAUAAAAGGAAUGCAAGUAAAGAAUUUGAUGAAGUACCUGAUUUCUAUUUUAAAAAAGGGUUCCAACUAGAUAAUCCAAGAACUUUCCAUAAUGUUUUAGAAGGUUUGGAUUUGAAACUAGGUAAAUUGGAUGCAGAAGAUGAAUCUAUUAGAAAUGACGCAUUUAUAGAAUUAAGGGAUAGACUAAAUUUUUAUUUGGAUGCUGUUGAGGGCCUAUUAGUCACAGAAAUCUCAAAAUCCUCUCAUAAAUUUUUCCAUACUCUUGGUAAUGUUGACCAAAUCCAAGAGAAAGUUAGCAAUUCAAUAAACGGAUUGGUCAUGAUAGUUCAAAAGUUGCAAGAUGUGGAUAAAAAUGAAAUACAAGGCAAAAUAGAGAAACUUCAAAAAAUUAUUAAACAACGAAAUAUUGAAAAAUUAGAACAAGGUUUGUUGCAGGUUAAACAAGUUUUAAUAAAGACUGAAGAAUGUAAAAAACUGUAUGAGAAAGAUGAAUACGAUUCAUGUAUGGGAAUGAUAAACUCUAUUGACGAUUUGAUAAGAGGUGAUAAUACCAAAAAUGACGAUGUUAAAAAAUGGACAGAAAAUUGGCCGCAUAAAUUAAUAGAUAUAAAGUCUGUUCCAUCAUUAUCAGAAACUAGGGAGUAUUUAACUAAUAUGAGGAUAGAAAUUGGUGGUAAAUUCUCUUUACAAUUAUGUGAUAUUUUAAUUUUAGAUUUAAAAGAAUAUUGUGAUUCAGUUAACAGCAAAGAAUCCUUAGAAAGAUUGCAGAAUAUUUCAAGAGAUAAGAAAUAUUUAGUCAUUAACUCAGAGUUGCAAUCCUCCUUAUCAGUAUUAAUCGAUAAAUUAUUCAAAUGCGAGGAAUUAACAAGUGCUUUUAGUGUAUACCAGGAUAAGGCAAUCACAGAAUUGAAGUCUAUUAUAAAAAUAUAUCUUCCACAAGAGAACACAUCUCCUUCAGAUUUGGAGAAUUCUUCGAGACCUGAUUCUGGAAAAUCUAGUAAUAGUGGCUCAAAACUUUCAAGAUUAAUUAAAGAACAGACCCCAAUGGAGUUUGAAGAAAUGUUGGUUAAGACAUUCACAAGAGCAAGCGAGGCUAUCCGUAGACUUUAUAGACACCAAAAACUGCUCCUUGACAUAUCUCUUAAUGAGAUUAUGUCUGUUGGACAAUCUUCAAGAAAUGAACAUGAUAUGAUUACACAGUUAGAUAUUAGAAAUGGUAUCAAUGAAAGUAUAAGAAUAGUUCAAUUACGUAUGGGUAAAAUUAUUGCAGUUCGUAGAGAUUUAACAUCCCAGCUUCGGUUUGAUUAUUUUUUAGCAGUUUAUUCUAUCUGUGUUUUAUUUAUUCAAGAAUGCGAAGCUGUGAGUGGGGAAUUCCUAACAAGAUAUCUUAGUGAAGUUUUAUCUGCUCAGAUCAAGCAUUAUAUUGGCACCAAAAGUUUCAGGAGUGUGAGGACACUAAAACAGAAAAUAUCUGCUGAGAAAUGGACACCUUUCAUUGUAGAGCCGUCUGUUCAGAAAGAUGUCAAUGAUAUCGUUUCAUCUAUGGACUUGGAUCCCUUGGAUUGGACUAAAUUUUUAGAAAUUGACCCUUCUAAAUAUGAUAAGAAGCCACAAGAUAUUGCUGAAGUUCCUGAAGUAGAAGUAGCUGUUUCAAAUGAACCGGAUAAUUUAGCUCCUAAGGGUCAUAGGAAAUCGGUUGUAGUAGCGGAUAAAACAUUUGUUGCAACGGAUACGUUGAUUUCUACGAUCAGUAUGAUCAAAGAGACACUAAUAUUAUCUACGAAUCUACCAACUUCAUAUUUGCCUUACCUUGAGAAGGAAUGUUAUGAAAUAUUAAAAACAUUUUGUGAAAAUGUGACGAUAAUUGUGAAGGAUCCUGCCAAGGGGAAGACCAAUCUCUCCAUCAUGGGCGAGUCUGUUGAUUGUCUAGUUGAGUUUAUCAAAAUCAUCCAACGUUUGUUUAGAAGGUUGAUGAGUUCCAGUAGAGAUAUAUUGCAAAAAGACCAACAAGUAGACUACAUAAAGCUUUUACAAAUGUUCCAGUCGGCAUCAGAAAGGAUAUAUUUGGCCAAUGCACCUCCCCCACCUGCAUAA